Molecule: messenger RNA, 6604 nt
Organism: Scleropages formosus (Asian bonytongue)
Lineage: Eukaryota; Metazoa; Chordata; Actinopteri; Osteoglossiformes; Osteoglossidae
Gene: dock4a
Product: dedicator of cytokinesis 4a
Exons: 53
Coding region: 188-6184 (1998 amino acids)
Biological process (GO): cell chemotaxis; small GTPase-mediated signal transduction
Cellular component (GO): plasma membrane; cytoplasm
Molecular function (GO): guanyl-nucleotide exchange factor activity; small GTPase binding
Source: RefSeq, a predicted model, not a curated record
CGCGGGUUAGUGUGUGGCGAUGCGCUGUAGUUCGCCGCUGUUGCCGCCGCCGCUGCUGCUGCUGCAUCCAGAACAAUGAGUCCGUGGCGGAGACUCGGCAGUCGGUAGAAUGCGCUGCACCGCACGCACUUUCUGAUGUUACGGUGCUCUUUCUGCCUUUCUUUUCAAUGCACAAACCACACAAACCAUGAAUAUGUGGAUGCCCACAGAACUUGAGAAAUACGGCGUCGCGCUGGCUAGCUUCCGGGGGACUGUGCCGCAUGGAUUGCCGCUGGAGAUCGGCGACACAGUUCAGAUUCUGGAGCGAUGUGAAGGUUGGUACAGAGGGUUCGUUCUUAAGAAUCCAAAUGUCAAGGGAAUUUUCCCGGCCUGUUACAUUCACCUGAAAAAUGCCCACAUCAAGAAUAAAGGGCAGUUUGAGACAGUUAUUCCCACCGAAGACUCGGUCAUCACGGAGAUGACGUCGACGCUGAGGGAGUGGGGUGCCAUGUGGAAGCAGCUCUACGUGAAGAACGAGGGAGACCUGUUCCACCGGCUGUGGCACGUGAUGAACGAAGUGCUGGAUCUUCGCAGGCAGGUGCUGGUGGGUCACCUGACGCAGGACCGCAUGCGUGACGUCAAGCAGCACAUCACAGCGCGACUCGACUGGGGCAACGAGCAGCUGGGUCUGGACUUAGUGCCCCGCAAGGAGUUUGCGAUGGUCGACCCGGAUGAGAUCAGCGUCACGGAGCUGUACUCUCUGAUGGAACAUCGGCACAGGAAGAAGGACGCCCCGGCCCCGGCGAGCACGCAUCACCUGUUCGCCCAGGUCAAGAGCCUGAUGAGCUCCAAUCUGGGAGAGGAUCUGGACGUCUUCUUCACCAUCUACGACGGCAGGGAGAACCGCCCGCUCAGCGAAAGGUUCUUUGUGAGGCUGAAUAAACAAGGGGUGCCCAAAUCGCCGGAAAAGACCGAGAAACAGUGCACCCUCUUUGUGGACUUGGGGAGCAGCGACCUAAGGAAGGACGUCUACAUUGUGGUUCACAUCAUACGAAUCGGCCGCAUGGGGGCUGGGGAGAAGAAGAACGCGAACAGCACACAGUACCGCCGGCCCUUCGGCUGCGCGCUCGUCAGCGUGGCCGACCUGCUCACCGCCGACCACAAGGACGACCACCUCCUGAAGGUGUACACAUGCAACACAGAGAGCGAAUGGUAUCAAAUCCACGAGAACAUCAUCCGCAAGGUGAACUCCAGAUACAACCUCAGCGGCUCUAAUGCUGGCUUGGCGGUUUCCCUGCAGCUGCUCCACGGGGACAUCGAGCAGAUCCGCCGCGAGUACAUGGCGCUCUUCACCCGCGGCAUCGCCAUCACCAAGAAGCUCGGCUUCUCCGACAUCAUCAUGCCAGGUGAAAUGAGAAAUGACCUGUACGUCACCUUGGAGAGGGGCGAGUUUGAGAAAGGAGGCAAGAGCGUGGCCAGAAACGUGGAGGUUACCGUGUGCGUGCUGGAUGCCGACGGGCUCGUGCUCAAGGGCUCUGUGUGGGCUGGAUCUGGGGAGUCAGGCGCUGAUGAGUACCAUUCCAUAGUGUUGUAUCACAACAACAGUCCGCGCUGGGCAGAGCAGAUUAAACUACCCCUCCCCGUGGACAAGUUCAGGGGUUCACAUAUGCGCUUUGAGUUCCGCCACUGCUCCACAAAAGACAAAGGUGAGAAGAAGCUGUUUGGUUUCUCCUUCGUCCCCCUCAUGCAGGAAGAUGGGCGGACGCUGCCGGAUGGAACUCACGAGCUCAUUGUCCACAAAUGCGAGGAGAACACCAGCCUCCAGGACUGCGCUCGGUACCUCAAGCUACCUUUCUCCAAGGGGAACCUUCCUGGGAACAACCAAGCGGCGAAAGGCAGCAAGGAGUCCUUCUGGAUCACGUCUUUUCUCUGCUCCACCAAGCUCACGCAGAACGGGGACAUGCUGGACCUGCUCAAAUGGAGAGCCCACCCGGAGAAGAUCAGCGACAGCCUCUCCAAGCUGAAGGAGAUCGACGGCUCGGAAAUAGUCAAGUUCCUGCAGGACACGCUGGACACCCUCUUUGGCAUUUUAGAUGAAAGUUCACAGCGAUACGGCUUGAAGGUUUUUGACUGCCUGGUCCACAUUAUAAAUUUGCUGCAGGACAGCAAAUUCCAGCAUUUCAAGCCGGUCAUGGACACCUACAUCGAGAGUCACUUUGCGGGAGCUCUUUCCUACAGAGACCUUAUCAAGGUACUCAAGUGGUAUGUGGACCGCAUCGUCGAUGCUGAGCACCAGGACCACAUCCAGCAGGUCCUCAAGGCCUCCGAGUACAUCUUCAAGUACAUCAUCCAGUCGCGACGUCUGUACGCCCUGGCCACCGGGGGGCAGAACGAGGACGAGUUCCGCUGCUGCGUACGCGAGCUCUUCAUGUCGCUGCGCUUCUUCCUGUCCCAGGAGAGCCGAGUGGGCAGCCCCAUCGCCCAGACGCAGGUGGUCUUCCUCAGGACGUUCCCGUCCGUGUACAGCGAGCUGCUGAAGAUCUUCGCCGUGCGGGAGGUGGCGAGCUUCGUGCGCGAGACCCUGGGCAGCUUGUCGGCGGCCGCGCGGGCCGACUGCCCCUUGGAGCCCGUCAAGCUGCAGUGCAUCGCCAGGACCGUGGAGAGCCCGUUGUACACCAACCCAGAGUCGCGAUGUAUCCUGCUCCCAGUGGUGCUGCAUCUCCUCCAGGCCCACCUACAGGAGCAGAGGGACCUGGUCAUGUGCUCCCGCAUCCUUUCCAGCAUGUUCUCCCUCAUCAAGAAGGAGGAGGUGGGGUCCCCGGUGAGCGAGGAGGUGGACGUGAUUGUGAGGAGUCUGCUGGGGGUGCUCUUGCGGACCAUCCUAGAGAUCACCAACCGCCCGCAGCCCACGGGGAACGGAAACGCCCCGCGACUGCAGUUCCAGGACGUCACGGGGGAGUUUGUGGCCUGUCUGCUGGCUCUCCUUCGACAGAUGACUGAGAAGCACUAUCAGCAGCUCCUGGACAGUCUGUCCAACAAGGAGGACUUGAGGGACUUCCUUCUGCAGAUCUUCACCGUCUUUCGAAUUCUUAUCCGACCUGAAAUGUUCCCCAAGGACUGGACAGUCAUGCGGUUGGUCACCAACAACGUCAUCAUCACCACGGUCCUAUACCUGUCGGACGCCCUGAGGAAGAACUUCCUGAACGAGAAGUUCGAUUACAAGGUGUGGGACUCCUACUUCUACCUCUCUGUGAUCUUCAUCAACCAGCCCUGCUUGCAGCUGGAGAUGUUCUCUCCCUCCAAGAGGAAGAAGAUUCUGGAGAAGUACGGAGACAUGAGAGUGAUGAUGGGCUGCGAGAUCUUCAGCAUGUGGCAGAAUUUAGGAGAGCACAAGCUCAACUUCAUCCCAGCCAUGAUCGGCCCCUUCCUGGAGGUGACCCUCGUUCCCCAACCGGACCUCCGCAACGUCAUGAUCCCCAUCUUCCACGACAUGAUGGACUGGGAGCACAGGAGAAGCGGCAACUUCAAACAGGUGGAGGCGAAACUCAUCGACAAACUGGACAGCCUGAUGUCCGAGGGCAAGGGGGACGAGACGUACAGAGAGCUCUUCAACAGCAUAAUACCCCUAUUUGGGCCGUACCCUAGCUUGCUGAAGAAAAUCGAGCGGGAGACGUGGAGGGAGAGCGGCGUGUCCCUCAUCGCCACCGUCACACGCCUCAUGGAGCGGCUGCUGGACUACAGGGACUGCAUGAAGGCCGUGGAGGUGGACGGCAAGAAGAUCGGCUGCACCGUCAGCCUCCUGAACUUCUACAAAACGGAGCUCAACAAGGAGGAGAUGUACAUCCGCUACAUCCACAAGCUGUACGACCUCCACCUGAAAGCCCAGAACUACACAGAGGCUGCCUACACGCUGCUGCUGUACGACGAGCUGCUGGAGUGGUCGGACCGGCCGCUUCGCGAGUUCCUCAACUACCCCAUGCAGACGGAAUGGCAGCGUAAGGAGUACCUGCACCUCACCAUCGUGCAGAACUUUGACCGCGGCAAGUGCUGGGAAAACGGCAUAAUCCUGUGCAGAGAGCUGGCCGACCAGUACGAGGCCUAUUACGACUACAGGAACCUGAGUAAAAUGCGGAUGAUGGAGGCCUCGUUGUACGACAAAAUUAUGGACCAGCAGCGACUGGAACCAGAGUUCUUCAGGGUGGGCUUCUAUGGCAAGAAGUUCCCCUUCUUUCUUCGGAACAAGGAGUUUGUGUGCCGGGGUCACGACUACGAGCGGCUCGAGGCGUUCCAACAGCGCAUGCUCAACGAGUUCCCCCACGCCAUCGCCAUGCAGCACGUGAACCUGCCCGACGACACCAUCACCCAGGCCGAGGCCCAGUACCUGCAGAUCUACGCGGUCACCCCCAUCCCCGAGGCCCAGGAUGUGCUGCAGAGGGACGGAGUGCCUGACAGCAUCAAGAGCUUCUACAAGGUCAACCACAUUUGGAGGUUCCGCUACGACCGGCCUUUCCACAAGGGGACCAAAGACAAGGAGAACGAGUUCAAGAGCCUGUGGGUGGAGAGGACCACGCUGACGCUGGUACAGAGUUUGCCUGGGAUUUCGCGCUGGUUCGAGGUGGAGAAGCGGGAGCUGAUGGAGGUGAGCCCCCUGGAGAACGCCAUCGAGGUGCUGGAGAACAAGAACCUGCAGCUGCGCGGCCUCAUCGCACAGUGCCAGGCGCGACAUCCGCACAGCGUCAGCCCGCUCACCAUGUGCCUCAACGGAGUCAUCGACGCCGCCGUCAACGGGGGGCUCGCCCGUUACCAAGAGGCCUUCUUCGGGAAGGACUACGCCGCCAGUCACCCGGAAGACGGGGAGAAGAUCGGCCGGCUCAGGGAGCUCAUGUUUGAGCAGGCGCACAUCCUGGAGUACGGCCUGGCGCUGCACGAGAAGGUCGUUCCGCAGGACAUGCGGCCCUUGCAUAAAAAGCUGGUGGAUCAGUUCCACCUGAUGAAGUCAAGCUUGGGGAUACAGGGAUUCGAACCAACGCUGUGUUCACUGUCCCUCCAUCACCCCACUCAGGAGCUCCCAGCCUACGUGCACGCGAGCCCGGUGCCCUUCACCAACGGGAGCCCGCGCAUUUGCAGGAACUCCCUGUCCAACGUCAUCAGCCCGGACGGCGGACGCAUAGUGGCGAGACGCAGUCCGCUCAGCUACCCAGCUGGCAACCGGUACUCCUCAUCCUCGCUGUCGUCGCAGGCCUCCAACGAAGUGAGCAACAUCACGGGCCAGUCCGAGAGUUCGGACGAAGUCUUCAACAUGCAGCCAAGCCCCUCUACCUCAAGCCUGAGCUCGAACCACUCGGCCUCACCGAACGUGACCAGCUCCGCACCCUCCAGCGCCCGAGGAUCCCCGUUGCUGUCCGACAAGCACAAGCAUUCCAGGGAGAACUCCUGCCUCUCGCCCAGGGACAGACCCUGCAGCGCCAUCUACCCCAACCCUCCGGAACCGCCACAGAGGAUCCUGCCACACCUAAUGGGUGAGAGCUCUUUACCUCGGAGCGAGCCCAAUCUCUCGGCACCAGACCGAGUCGCAAACCCGACUCUGGGUGGUUGGAGUGUAGACACUGCUAAAGAAGCUAGCGCACAGUGUUCAGACACUGCGGGAACAUUGGUAUCACCCCCCGUCCCUCCUAGGCCAUCGUACGCAGGCUCCCCUGCGAGGAACCUGAGGUCGCUGUCGCCCGUCCCCAUCCCCAUCGCCAGAUCUCCUCAGAAGAACUGCGUGCCGCCGCUCACCCCCUCCCCGACCGAGUGCCAGCCGGGAGGGCUGGUGUCCAACUCGCCAGCGCUGUCGGGCAGCUACAGCAGCGGCAUCUCCUCGCUGAGCCGCUGCAGCGUGUCGGACGCUUCGGGCCUCGAGGCUCCACCCGCCGGCGAGCCCGCUCCGCUCACCAGCUCCGUGUCCAGCGGCUCGGACGAGCUCCUGCGCAGGGAGAACAAGACCCCGCCCCCGUACAGCGUAUACGAGCGUACCAACGCUCGCCGGCCCGUGCCCCUCCCCCACAGCCUGUCCAUCCCUCCCAGCGCUGCCCCGUUGAGCCUGCCGCCGGCCCUCCCCCCCAAGCCCCACCAGCUCCGACCCGCCAAGCUGGACUCGGAUCCCCGCAGGGCCGAUCACGUUCCGAGGCCCCGGCCUCUGCCAAGAAAGGUUUCGCAACUAUAGCGCCACCCUGCUGGUGGAAAAAGCGUGUUUUGCACUUAGCGGUUCGGUAAUCCCACGGCUGUAGACGAGAAGUAGAGGACAGAUUUAAGCAUUCUCUUUUCAAGGGUUCGACAGACCGCACAUCCCUGAACACAUUAUAGGCGAGCACACAUGGAACCAUGCACGCGUCAGUGGUCAGCCUGAAAACUAGAGGUAAAAGUUGCACAGGGGUUUUUUUGCCUUAAAUACUAAGAGUAGAUUGUGGUUAUUUUUGAAGUUUUCCAGCAAACCCUGUAAACGCAUAGGAAACCGUUUCUACCGUUCUUGGUGGCCAAAAGGUGCUAGAGAUGUUUUUUUUUUUUUUUUUUUUUUUCCCCCUAACAUGUUUCUGUACGGCCUGGAACCAACUGCUCCUCCUGCGUGAAGACUAGAGAUGUUAGA